Molecule: messenger RNA, 1731 nt
Organism: Ooceraea biroi (clonal raider ant)
Lineage: Eukaryota; Metazoa; Arthropoda; Insecta; Hymenoptera; Formicidae
Source: RefSeq, a predicted model, not a curated record
AUGAACACGUUUCACGAUAUUUCACGGAGCUUAACGGUGAUGGUAAGCUGCCUCGCCAUUCUGGCCGAAUGCAGCCCGAAGUUCGACGACGGGGGCUUCGUGCCGAGCUCCAUCAGUUACAUGGAGAAGCAGGCGAAGGCGCAGGAUCAAGUGCCGCCGUCCCAAAUUAAGCAGCGCGAGGAGGUGUCGAAACGCGAAUCCGAGACGAACGACAUUACGGACCGCAACCAAGAGGCGCGAUUCGGCUUCACCAACGUCGGAAGCACAGGAAGCGGCUACGGCGUGUCGCCUUACGCACCGGCCAAGAUCGAUCUCGGCGGGCUUCUCUUGGGAGCCAUCAUAGGCGUUGGAUCCAUCCUCAUCAUCCCGAAAUUGCUUUACAUCCUGUCGGGCUCUUAUGGCUCGUACGCGAGAAGUGAGGACAACGGGUUCUCCCAGACCCUGACGAGGAUCGACGACGUCCUGGCGCGCCAUGGGAUCGACACGACGUCGUGCAUGCAACGCGCGGUCUGCACGUACACGCAGCGGGCGGCGAACGACGGGACCGGAAGUGGAAGCGGAAGCGACGGGGACGAGCAAGGGUCGUCCUUCGACAGGAUGGUGAACACCAUCACCACGAAUCAGGUGUUCCGCACCGCGAUGCAGGGCACGGCGAUCGACGAGGCGGUGGAGGCCGGCAGGGCCGGCCGCAGCUGCAUCAGGUCGUACCCUCACUGCGGAUUCUCGAUGGAGACGAUGCUGUCGCUGCUGGCGAACGUGAUCGCCGCGGCGAACGCGGCGCGCGCCCCGACGCCCACCGCCGCCGCCUCCUCGUUGUAACGACGAUUAAUUUAAUUAGCUUUAGGUAAAAAAAUUAGGUGAAGUCGCGGACGAUCGUAGCUUAAUAGCGAAAUGAAGAGAGAAAGAGAGAAAGGGUCUACUUCACAGGGACGAAAUAAUGAAGAAGGAAGUAACGAGAAUCUUCAUUAAAAAAUGUAUUGUUGACGUAGGAUUACUUUUCCGUCAUAGACAGCGAGAUGUAAAUCACCCGAUGAUACUAGUGACAGGAUCGAUAGUGACGAUGAGUGACGAGGUAAUGCUAAACAAGGAUGUUAAUUAAUUAUCUAUUAAUUUCGUAAAGUACACACUGCGACUGUUAUUAUUAUUGUCGAUUACUACAAAGAGACUACUGAUCUCCAUACUAACAAACUGAAUAAAGCUCGUCAAACAGAUUCAACUGAUCGUUUGAAGAUUUUCGGAUUUCCGAAACGUACAAAAGACAUUCAUGGAGUACCUUAGAAGUAUAGACGGAGUAUUUUAAAAUACCUUUUCACAUUAUUCUUGAAUAGCGUAGCAAACAUUUCAAAGUCGGUCGAGGAUAUAAUAAGGAUCGCUUGAGCGUAACUUUUGUGAGAUUUAAGAGUUCAGUGCAUACAACGAUAGUCUCAUCUUUAUUUCACAGAAAAUUACAUGUAUGCGCGCGCGAGCGUAUGUGUGUGCAUGUGUGCUUAUUAAACCAGCAAAAGUGAAACCCCUAUAUAUAUAUAUAUAUAUAUAUAUCUUGACGCAGAACCCCAUGCGCUCAGGUGACACGCUCUCCUUCAUCCACUACGUAGAAAACGUUAAAAUUCUCUCUGUAUAUGGCUUUCACAUUGAGGAAAAUAGAAUCAGCUAGAGUCGCGAUACGGUCUCGGCGCAUCGCCCUCAACAUCUUUCAACAAUCAGUACAGGCACUGCCCAUGACGGCGACGU